Molecule: messenger RNA, 3449 nt
Organism: Peromyscus eremicus (cactus mouse)
Lineage: Eukaryota; Metazoa; Chordata; Mammalia; Rodentia; Cricetidae
Gene: F2r
Product: coagulation factor II thrombin receptor
Exons: 2
Coding region: 77-1375 (432 amino acids)
Biological process (GO): blood coagulation; thrombin-activated receptor signaling pathway; positive regulation of blood coagulation
Cellular component (GO): membrane
Molecular function (GO): thrombin-activated receptor activity
Source: RefSeq, a predicted model, not a curated record
CCGCAGGGUCCGAACGCGCUGCUCCGAAGAAAGCCGGCGACCGCGGGCGCCCCGCCGCGCGGGCAGCCUCGGGACAAUGGGGACAAUGGGCCCGCGGCGCCUGCUGCUCGUCGCCGCCGGCCUCAGCCUGUGCGGUCCCUUGCUGUCUUCCCGCGUCCCCGCGCGCCAGCCAGAAUCCGAGAGGACAGAUGUCACUCUGAACCCCCGCUCGUUUCUUCUCAGGAAUCCCAGUGAAAACGUGUUUGAGCAGGUGCCCCUGGGGGAGGACGAGGAGGAGAAAAAUGAAAGUGCGUUGCCUGAGGGCAGGGCGAUCUACUUCAAUAAGAGCCGCUCUCCUCCCCCAUCACCUGCUCCCUUCAUCUCCGAAGAUGCCUCGGGCUACCUGACCAGCCCCUGGCUGACGCUCUUUAUCCCCUCGGUCUACACCUUUGUGUUCAUGGUCAGCCUUCCUCUGAACAUCCUGGCCAUCGCCGUGUUCGUCUUGAAGAUGAAGGUCAAGAAGCCGGCCGUGGUGUACAUGCUGCACCUGGCCGUGGCCGACGUGCUGUUUGUGUCCGUGCUCCCCUUCAAGAUCAGCUACUACUUCUCCGGCAGCGAUUGGCAGUUCGGGUCUGGAAUGUGCCGCUUUGCCACUGCGGCGUUUUAUUGCAACAUGUAUGCCUCCAUCAUGCUCAUGACCAUCAUAAGCAUUGACCGGUUCCUGGCCGUUGUGUACCCCAUCCAGUCCCUGUCCUGGCGCACUCUCGGCCGAGCUAACUUCACUUGCCUGGUCAUUUGGGUGAUGGCCAUCAUGGGGGUGGUACCUCUUCUCCUCAAGGAGCAGACCACCCGGGUUCCGGGGCUCAACAUCACCACCUGCCACGAUGUCCUCAACGAGACCCUGCUACAAGGCUUUUACUCCUACUACUUCUCAGCCUUCUCCACUGUCUUCUUUCUGGUGCCGUUGAUCAUUUCCACGGUCUGCUACGCGUCCAUCAUUCGGUGCCUGAGCGCCUCCGCGGUUGCCAACCGGAGCAAGAAGUCCCGGGCUUUGUUCCUAUCUGCCGCUGUGUUCUGCAUCUUCAUCGUCUGCUUUGGACCCACCAACAUCCUCCUCAUCAUGCACUACCUGCUCCUCUCUGACAGUCCCGCCACAGAGACAGCCUACUUUGCUUACCUGCUCUGCGUCUGUGUGAGCAGCGUGAGCUGCUGCAUCGACCCCUUGAUUUACUACUACGCCUCCUCCGAGUGCCAGAGGCACCUCUACGGCAUCUUGUGCUGCAGAGAAAGCUCCGAUCCCAACAGUUACAACAGCACCGGCCAGCUGAUGCCCAGUAAAAUGGAUACCUGCUCUAGUCACCUGAGUAACAGCAUCUACAAAAAGCUGUUGGCUUAGGGGAAAAGGGUUGCUGGAAGGUUACACAGAAAAAGGUUGGAAAAGCAGACAGCCUGGGGAUCCCAUUAGUCUCUGGCAAGAACUAUAUUUACUUCACCACCUAAAGCAACCAAUGUCUAAUUUGCAUGCCUACUUCUUGCAAGUGCUAUCAAGCAUAAUUACCAGGAAGGUAAUGGGCACCAGAGAUAGAGAUUUCCAAGGUUGCCAGUGCUGAGAUUGUAACUGACUGUCACUUCUUAUAUGUCUAGGUGACUUAAAUAUAUAGGUGGUAUGCACACACAUAUUUGCAAUGCAUUAUAAAAUCAGCGCCUGACACUUUCUUGUUUAUUCCCCAGCAAUUACUAUGGAAAUAAUCUGAUUCUCUUACUUAAUAAACAAAGUCUGGUUUGGUGGAUGUUAGCACUGAACAGCUGAAGGUAUCUGAUGAUAGGAAGGGGUCCAUAGUUUAGACUUAACAUGGCUUUUGCCCAUAUGUAUUUUUUUUUCCAAUGAUUUGAUGGUAAUGUUUAAGCAAUAGAAGGAUGAAACAGUACUAUCUGUGUAGGGGAAGGUCUUGUGCUCUUCAUCUUGAACAUAUCAUAGUUGAAGAAUUACCAAAGCAGUUGGAAAGCCCAUGUUGAUCGGGGUAGCGUUUUUACAAUUUAUGUACUGAAUACAUGGAUCAAGACUGAGCAUGAGACCCACCGGGUCAUAAGAAACCUUUCAAAGCAGCCAAGCCUGGUAACUAGGCACAGCCAUCUCCAGGGAGGCCUCUGAGCAGCAGAUACAUACCCGUUCAGUUGUGCCUCCCAGAAAUCAGAGAUGGGGACCACCAGGGCCAGCCCUUCCUCCUAGGCUUCCCAUUAGCUGUGAAUUGACUGUGUCAGUUAGAAAUUGGCAAGGCAGGAUAUGACAUCUUGGGAGGCAAUAACUACGAAAGUCGUCUGCACAGCUGAGGAGCAGGGAAAGGUGUGUUGACAUCCAGCAGCUGCCCUGCAAGGCUGGCUCUUGCAGAGACAUACCCGUGUGUCCUGGGCACUGAUGGAUUCUGGGCCUGCAGACUGACUGACUGCAGGACAUUAACUGAGUCCUGCCUUUGCUAAAGCAAAGCAGAUAGUUGACAUGUAGUCGAUAUGAUGUAUUAUGCACCAUAAAAACACCGUUGUACAUAGAAAUGUGUUCAGCCAGAUGUCACCAAGCAUAUUUCACAUAAGCAAGGCCUAAUAGCUAAACAACCUUGGAGAUCUGAGUUUCUGCUUCCAGUAGCUAUAGUUAAAUAUAAAAAUACAGUAUAAGAUGUAUAUUUUUAAGAAAUAAGCCCUUCAGUCUACAAUAAUUAGACACUAUUUAUUUACAAAUGUUUUAUUAAAAAUUACUCAAAUCAGCCACACACCUUUAAUCCCAGCACUCAGGAGGCAGAGGUAGGCAGAUCUCUGUGAGUUUGAGGCCAGCCUGGUCUACAUGAUGACUUCCAGGCCAUCUAGGGCUACAUAGUGAGACCUUGGCUCAAAACAAUAACAACAAAACAAAACAAAAAACACAUUUUUAAAAAGCAAGAAAACACAAAGUUUUACUUAAGUUUAGUUUUAAGCAAUAUAUAGGUCAGUCUGGUUUAAAAAAAAGGGAAGAAAAUGAACUUGAGAUUGAAAUGUAGGAAAAUUGUCCUGUAUUUUUUCUUAAGAGUUAAUUAAAUUAUUUUAAAAGCAUUUUUUAAUGACACAGUGACUAAUAAGCAUAUAAAAUCUUGAUGGCUUUGAUAAAGUAAUUUGAAAAUUAAUUUGAAAUACAUACUUUUCCUGAUUUAAGAAGUAUCUUGACUUUUAAGCAAAUAAAAGAGAGUAGAAAGGGUAUAUGUUUAUUUAAGAGAACAAAGUAUUUCCAAAUAUUGUAGAAUAGCGUCCAUGAAAGUCCUGUAAUUGUACUGUUAACUCGGUUACCGUAUUGAUUAAUCUAGAUCAUUUACUUGCCAUUGUGUGUUCUGUGACUUAAUAUAACUAUUAUUACUGUACUUGUGAACUUUGAUGUCACUGUUUUGUGUUCACUCUUUUUUUAAAUAUUGUAUAACAUAUUAAUAAACAUGAAAACGUGCUUGGUA